Molecule: messenger RNA, 3377 nt
Organism: Ornithorhynchus anatinus (platypus)
Lineage: Eukaryota; Metazoa; Chordata; Mammalia; Monotremata; Ornithorhynchidae
Gene: AIFM3
Product: apoptosis inducing factor mitochondria associated 3
Exons: 21
Coding region: 339-2207 (622 amino acids)
Biological process (GO): execution phase of apoptosis
Cellular component (GO): mitochondrion; cytoplasm
Molecular function (GO): 2 iron, 2 sulfur cluster binding; flavin adenine dinucleotide binding; oxidoreductase activity, acting on NAD(P)H
Source: RefSeq, a predicted model, not a curated record
UGUGGGCAAGGAAUGGUCACCUCGCUUCUGCUCUACUCUCCCAAGCACUUAGUACGGUGCCUAGCAGUCAGAAGACGCUCAGUACGUGUCAACGACGGAUUGAAUGAUGGGGUCGGUCCUCCCAGGCAGUCGCAAGAGAACGCGCCCGCCGGCCAUGGCCAACGGCUCUCCCUGGCCUCCCGCGGACCUGCCCGCCAGCCCGGUGACGGUGCCCGGAUCCUGAAUGCCACCCGUCGGCCCCCGCCGUCCGAGCUGCCGUCGCCGCCUCCUCUCCGUCCUCCUCCUGCCCCCCGUCUUCGUCGGCCCGGGGCUCCUUCCCGCCGGCCUCGCCGCACACCAUGGGGGGGUGUUUCUCCAAGCCCAAACCAGGUGACCGCCUCGCCCUGCUCUGCCCACGCUGGAAAUUCGAGAGCAAACUAGUGGAGGUGAAGAUCGAAGUGGUGCUUCCGGAGAAGGAGCGAACCAAGGAAGACCCGUCACCCAACGGCACGGCCAGCCCGCUGGCGUACAAGGUGAACGGGGCAGCCCGCCAGUACCACCCCGAGGAGCGGCCCGGGGGUCUGCACCCCUACCCGGGACCCCAGGACGUCAUCGAGGCGGCCGUCUGCCACGUCAAGGACCUGGAGAAUGGGCAAAUGCGUGAGGUGGAGCUGGGCUGCGGGAAGGCCUUGCUGAUCAAGGACGGCGGCGAGUUCCACGCGCUCGGUCACAAGUGUCCGCACUACGGAGCUCCGCUCGUGAAAGGGGUGCUGUCCCGCGGCCGGGUCCGGUGCCCGUGGCACGGAGCCUGCUUCAACAUCGCCACCGGAGACAUCGAGGACUUCCCCGGCCUGGACGGGCUCCCCAAGUUCCAGGUGAAAAUCGAGAAGGAGAAGGUGUACAUCCAAGCCAGCAAGCAGGCCCUGCAGACCCAGAGGAGGAGCAAGGUCAUGGCCAAAUGCAUCUCCCUUAGCAACUACCAUAUGGGCAGCACCAAUGUUCUCAUCAUCGGGGCAGGGGUGGCCGGCCUGGUGUGUGCCGAGACGCUGAGGCAGGAGGGCUUCUCCGACCGCAUCGUCAUGUGCACCGUGGACAGGCACCUGCCCUAUGACAGGCCCAAGCUCAGCAAGUCCCUGGAUUCCCAGCCAGAGCAGAUCGCCUUGCGCCCCAAGGAAUUCUUCCGGACGUACAACAUCGAGGUGCUGACGGAGACUCAGGUCGCGUCUGUGGACGUCAAGAACAAGAAAGUCGUGCUCAAGGAUGGCUUCAAGAUGGAGUACAACAAGCUGUUGAUCGCGACCGGAAACAUCCCGAAGACCCUGAGCUGCAAAGGGAAGGAAGUGGAGAACGUUUUCACCAUCCAAACCCCGGAAGACGCCAACCGCAUCGUGAAACUGGCCAGUGGCCGGAACGCCGUCGUCGUGGGGGCUUCCUUCCUGGGGAUGGAGGUGGCAGCCUACUUGACGGAAAAGGCCCAUUCCGUGUCCGUGGUGGAGCUGGAGGAGGUGCCCUUUAAGAGGUUCCUCGGGGAGAAGGUCGGCCGAGCCCUCAUGAAGAUGUUCGAAAACCGCCGGGUGAAGUUCUACAUGCAGACGGAGGUGUCGGAGCUGAGGGCCCAGGGCGGGCAGCUCAAGGAGGUGGUGCUGAAAAGCAGCAAGGUCCUGCGGGCCGACGUCUGCGUGGUGGGCAUAGGAGCCGUGCCAGCCACGGGGUUCCUGAAGCAGAGUGGCAUCAGCAUCGACUCCAAGGGCUUCAUCCCAGUCAACAAGAUGAUGCAGACGAACGUCCCCGGGGUGUUCGCGGCCGGAGACGUGGUCACCUUCCCGCUGGCCCUGAGGAACAACAAGAAAGUCAACGUCCCUCACUGGCAGAUGGCUCAUAUGCACGGGCGUGUGGCCGCACAGAACAUGCUGGCUCAGGAAGCGGAGAUCAGCACCGUGCCCUGCCUCUGGACCGCCAUGUUCGGGAAGAGCAUCCGUUACGCAGGCCACGGAGAGGGUUUCGACGACGUCAUCAUCCAGGGAGAUCUGGACGAGUUCAAGUUUGUGGCAUUCUACACUAAGAGCGAUGAGGUCAUUUCCGUGGCCAGUAUGAACUACGACCCCAUCGUGUCCAAAGUGGCCGAGGUCAUGGCCUCGGGGAGAGCCAUCAGGAAGCGGGACGUGGAACUGUUCGUUCGUCAUGGCAAAACCGGAGACAUGUCGUGGUUAACGGGGAAAGGGUACUGACCGCGGCCCGGGGCCGAGGUGCUGACCGUGGUGCGGACCGUGCAGCGGACCGUGGUGCGGACCGUGCCGCUCCCCCGGACCUGGCGCCGCGGAGCCGCCCGCCCGCCGCCCGCUCUCGCUCCGGGACACGCGGAGCCCACCGGCAGAUCCGGCGCUCCCACCGCCGCCGUCGUCAGCCCGUCGCGUGUACACACGUGUACUCUCCCCGACACGUGUGCGCGCACCCACCCACGCCCACGUAUAUUCCCAUACGUGGCCCCUCACCUGCACGCAUACACACACGCACGUACGAAUGCCAUAAUUAUCGUGAUGAGUCCCACACCCAGACGCUCACGCACACACACAUCUGCGCACUCGCACGUGUACUCUCCCGCACACUCAUACAAACGUGCUCACUUAUACACAUAUACACAUACAUGUAUGCACACAAUCAUACUGUGUACUGUCACACUACACACCCCGGCAUGCACACAUAUACACACAUUCACACAUAUACUCUCUCACACACACACACGUACACUUAUUCACUCAUGCACCCACAUAUAUACACACAUUCACACACAUUCUCUCACACCCACAUGCACACUUGUACACUCAUGCGCGCACACGUAUACGUACGUUCACACAUGUACUCUCUCUCACACACACGUACGCACCCCAGUUAUCUCUCCGAGAAGCACAAGCCCCAGAACAACCUCCCCUCUCAGGCCCCCCCGCCCCGGAAAGAAGCCCCGCAUGGCACUGGGCAGGUCCCCAUUGGCUUCUCUUGCCAAAAAAGCAAAACCUUCCCAGAUCGGGGUGCGGAGAUCAGCUCGGGGACCCCUCUGGCCGCAGGAAUCCCCUCCAGGCAGACCUCACGCCAGCUCCGGGGCCGAUCAGGAGCCACGGACCGUCCAGGAUAAGAACUCCCUGCCUAAAUCCAUCCUCUCGGCCCUCCCUUGCCCAACCAGGACAGAGCCGGGCCCGGACAAAUCCUCCGGCUGGUAGCCAAGCGGACACCGCGGGAGCCGGGCAGGUUUGCCUAAUGGAAUUGGGCUGUUGGUUAAGCACUUACUACGUGCCAGGCGCCGUACGAAGCCGCGGGGAAGGGACCGGCAAAUCGAGUUGGACGCGGCCCCCGUCCCGCGUGGGGUUCACCGUCUUCGUCCCCGUUUUACAGGUCGCUGAAGC